Messenger RNA from Syzygium oleosum, 1340 nucleotides. RefSeq names its product phosphoglycerate mutase-like protein 1. Lineage: Eukaryota; Viridiplantae; Streptophyta; Magnoliopsida; Myrtales; Myrtaceae. The record is from RefSeq and is a predicted model, not a curated record. The transcript is spliced from 10 exons. Gene Ontology annotation, cellular component: cytoplasm. Gene Ontology annotation, molecular function: phosphatase activity. The coding region runs from base 49 to 1104 and encodes 351 amino acids.
AAAAAAAGGAAUAUUUAAUCGCGCACGGCGCACGCAAAGGCCGCGGCUAUGGUGAUUCACUGUGGUGCGCCGCCUGGCGGGCGUACAAGUAGCGACGCCUCGUCGUUGUUGCGCCCGGCCUCCGUGCGCAGCGCUUCCUCUCCUCCGUUUGUCCUCCUCCUCCCUCGCAACCUCUCCGCUCCGAAGCAGCAGCAGCAGCAGCCGCGGCGGCGGCGCCGUCGUCGUCUCGACCUCCCCGUCCGCUCUUCCCUCUCCUCCCCACCUCCUGCCGAUAUGGAUGCUGCAGUGACAGGGCUAUACCCAUUGCACCGGUGCAAGACGCUUCACCUGGUUCGGCAUGCGCAAGGAAUUCAUAACGUGGAAGGAGAAAAGAACCACGAUGCCUAUUUGUCGUAUGAUCUCUUUGAUGCUCAUCUCACCCCUGUCGGCUGGCAGCAGGUUAGCAACUUGCGCAAGCAUGUCCGAGCAUGCGGACUUCCCGAGAAGAUUGAUCUUGUCAUCACUUCCCCUUUGUUGAGAACUAUGCAAACAGCUGUUGGAGUUUUUGGUGGUGAAGGUGAUACAGAUGGAAUAGUUGCACCUCCUUUGAUGGUUGCAAAUGCAGGGAAUAGCGAUCAUCCUGCUAUUUCAAGUCUCAAUUGCCCACCAUUUAUUGCCGUAGAACUUUGUCGUGAACAUUUGGGAGUUCAUCCUUGUGACAAAAGACGAAGCAUUAGCGAGUAUCGGUCGCUCUUUCCUGCAAUUGAUUUUUCAUUGAUUGAGAAUGAAGAUGAUGUCUUGUGGACGCCUGAUGUUAGAGAAAAGAAUGAGGAAGUUGCUGUUCGAGGAAUGAAGUUCUUGAACUGGUUGUGGACACGGGAAGAGAAGGAGAUUGCAAUUGUUACCCACAGUGGAUUCUUGUUUCAUGCCCUCAGCACCUUUGGAAAUGAUUGUCAUCCAUCGGUGAAGAGUGAAAUGUGCAAACACUUUGCGAACUGCGAACUCCGCUCAGUUGUCAUUGUGGAUAGAGGGAUGACAGGAUCAGAUGCCUCCAGGACUAACUAUCCAGGGAAAAUUCCUGAUGGUCUUGAUCUUCCAAGUGAUGUUGCCAAUGGCAAGCGCUAAAGGAAGGUCCAUGUGGAGGAUGCUAACCAUUCAAGGCAACGGAUGGUUCAAUUAGUCUCCCAUACUCUUGAUUCAAUUAAAUGAUUGAGGCGCGCAGCUUGACACCUAUUAUUUUUGGUGGGAAUCAGUUGCACCACACCAUUGACUCUGAACUUGUAGGUGCCAAUUCAUUACAACAAUAAAAGGACGUGGUAUAAUUUAUUUAGCCCAAUUAACUGAAUUAAGGUUGAAUUUCA